Messenger RNA from Lepisosteus oculatus (spotted gar), 9265 nucleotides. Lineage: Eukaryota; Metazoa; Chordata; Actinopteri; Semionotiformes; Lepisosteidae. The record is from RefSeq and is a predicted model, not a curated record.
UGAAUGGAGGCUUUGUUGAGAAUGCUCUCGACACACACUCGCUCUCUGUGCAAGUGCUGAAGGCCAGCACACAGAAGACUGUUGUGUACGUGUGUGUCCCUCGGGGCAAGAGGAAUCAUCAGGGGACAGUCCUUCCCUCUUCCCUGCUUCACGUACAAUGCCCCUGUCAUGCACGCUGCCUCAUGGAGAGAGGUGUGCGCAGGGGACGCAGGCUUAUCCUUUCCCCACUGGGACUGAGAGAGGGGGCUACUUCAGCUGGCUUGAGUAUUCUGCUUCAGCUCUCUCUAGGGAUCAAUUCCUGGUGUUCUCCCAUGGUGUUGGGAUGGCGCCCUGUUCCGUUUCUGUCUCCUAGUUGUAGAUUAGGGCCCCUGGAAACGAGCACAUGAAAGCACAGUAAAAGCUGCGUGCCUCCCCUGCCUGUGCUGCAGUGUGUCAGUGCCAGCUUUGAUUGGAGUUUGUUCCUAUAGAGAAAGAGCCCAGGUUCUGAUUUCCCACUGUGUUCACAGUGUCCCACUGGAUAGAAAGCAAAGGGCAGUUUGUCCAGAGACAGGAGGCCAUGUGGGUUCUUGGGCGGGAGGGUUGUCCCUCAAGCAUGCAGGGCCUAGCUCUGAGCAUUACAGCAGCCCAGCCCAGAAUCUGUGUCCUCAGUCUAUCGGUAUACUGUAUCAUAGCGAGGCAAUACUACAUGAUACAGCAGCCAUGCUUUGCUGCUCUGCAUUUCUCCGGUUUCCCCCCUGCAUGAAUUGCUUUCAGCUCCUUCAUAGCUGUCCUCGCCCUGCCCUCUCCCCAUCUCCCCACUCCACACUACAUUUCUUCCACACUUCUUCUCCACUCUGUGCCUUCAUCCUCUUCCUCAUUCCCUGCGUCCUAACCCCCCCCCCCCGCUCCCCUCCGCUGGGUGCAGGAGCUGGCUGUCUCGGGCCCUGAGCCCCUUGGCGGUUGGCGCAGAUCUUGUGAUCGUUCAGCUGUUCCGUCUGUACGGGUGUGAUCUCAAUGGGCCUCUCAGCUUUGUAGCUUUUAACAGUUUGCAAGGCUUUUUCCCAUUUCAGAAAAAAAAACGGAGAGAGCAGGUUAGCAAUGGAUGUGUUGUCCGCAGUCAGGUGUGCGGCCUGUGUGCUUGUGGCGCUGGUGGUGAGCGGUCAGUGACGAGGGUGACAGCAAGGGCGACUGUGUCAGGGCUGGGUUCCUCCACUCCAGGAGGGCCUGCAAGUAUUACAGGUGCUUUGUUAAUGAGCAACUGAGCAAGAGCUAUAAACAACAAAUGAUCCAAUUUCUUAUGCAAAAAGCUGCUUCAAUUAGGCCAUUUCAAGCUGGACUGAAAAGUAGAGGAUGCCACAAACCCCAAGGACUGUGUGCACCAGUCACUGAGGGAAUGUGUGUUGAAACAGCUCUGAGGGCUUGUGCUGUAAAUAUUGGGCUACUCUACUAGGUCAUGAAUCUCUAUUAGCCCAGUUGCACUCUUACCAAGAGCCUUUCUCCUGACCAGACGAGAGGGAGUGCUUCGUAGCAGGUGACCUGCCGCGUCUGAACAUCUGUCAAGCAGGACUGGGGUCCAGAAGAGCACGUGUGGGCCGGCUGUUCGCACCCGGAGGAACGUCUCCUGUGUGGGCUGGGAGCAAGGGGCUGAGCCCAGGCCUGUUUCAUGUGACCCAGGCUGGAAGUCUGAAGCUCAAGAGAUCAAAGGCUGCCUUUGGAGAGCUCGGUGGUUGUCGCAGUGAAGGCAGCUGAUGGCCGGUGCUGUGAAGCCUGAGCAACACUGAAAUACCAACCCCACCCCCCUGGUACUUCUCAGGUUUUACAAUCCUCCUCACUUCUGGACCAGAACCAUCGGGUCUCCCCAUCGGAUCAGGACCUCCCUGGUAUUCAGCUGCAUGUGUAUCCCAAGGAUCUGAAUCUGUGCAGCAGGAUGCUUUCAUUCCAGCCCUGAGAAAAGAGAUCAGGCUGUUUGUCCCAUCUGCAGUUUGGGAUCAGAACCAGUCUUCAGAGGUCAGUCCCGGGAUAGAGUCUGGAGUCGGAUCUCCAGAACCGAUCCAGUGGUAUUGAUCUAGUGAACCGCAGUUUGGACUCCCCUGUCAACACCGGUGCACAGAGAGGUCUGCUCUGCCACGCCAGUCUACAUUCCCAGCUCAGCCCUGGUCUGUUACCAGCAGGCCCACUCCUCACGGACCUGCGAACUCUCCAGUAGACCAGUGUCAGACUCCCGGCUCUCCAGAACAACUCCAGUCGGGGUGCCAUCAGAACUACCGUCCAGGACUCCAAAUCCCGGGCUUCGUCGAAGCGUGCUCCCUGCGUGGCACCAGGUUCUGACCCGGUCAGCCUCCCCCUGGUGCAGCGAUGGGCUCUGGACUCCGAGGGUUCUGCACGCAGUACUGCUGCUGCUGCUGCUGCGGAGAAGAGGAGCCGGAAGAGAAGAGCCCCAUUCUGAGCGAGACGCUGCAGUACUUCGACCGCGAGGCCAAGAGGCGCAGGGCGGAGGAGACCAACCUGUGGAGCGAGCCGGCCGACAAGUCACACACAGAGAGAGACGACGACCGCGAGCUGUACAACCUGCUGCACAGGAGAGCCAAGACACGGCGGGGGUCCCAGGGGUACCGGCGGCUCAGCGUGGACAUCCACGCCAUGCGGCAGGUCCGCCGAGGCGUGCGGGAGAAGUGGAAGAUGAUUUUGGAGAACCUGGGGUUCAUGGCAGAGGCUGAGUCUCUGCUCACCGUGUCCUCCAGUACCACCUACGCCAACCUGCGCUAUGCCACCACCGCCCGCUCUCUGCUGCAGGCGCUGCACCAGGACACUUCCAUCUUCGACAGCAAGGGGGCACCGCCCGAGCGCUACCUCUUCGUGCUGGACCGCCUGAUCUACCUGGAUGCGGCGGAGGAUUUCGUGGACAAGGCCCGCCGAUUCUACCCCAAGGAGGAGGAGCUUCCGGACGAGGCAGAGGUGGAGCCGUUGGUGACCACACCCAUCCUUGUGGCCAAGGCCAAUCACCUGCUGCCAGGCGAGGAGGAGGAGCUAGUGGAGGAGGAGGGCAGUGCAGAAAUUGACGAGGACAUGUUCAUGUCCAAGUCGCUGGAGUGAGCGCGGUGUUGAGUGGGUUACCUGGCAGGGUGUGGGCAGCAGGGGGCACUGUUUUGAUUUGGUUAGUUGCAAGUUGCAAGAGACAGCUAAAACUGGGCCAGUCCAGCCUUAUAAACCUUUUUUUUUGCUAGUUGCUGUUCUUUAGGUACUUCUUUAAAGUAUUUAGCUACAAAAAAACUCCCCUAGUCCACCAAAACCCAAUAUUCAGAGUUUUUUUGUCGUUAUCAAAGGCAAGCAAUGAACUGGCCUUGUAUCCAAUCCCAAAACCAAAAUCUCCGUCUAGAAGGAUUGCAGGUUUGCCUGUUAACUCAGAAUCUACAGAUACUGCUUCUGUUUAGAUUUUGUAGCUUUGGAGUAAACAAAAAAAAAUAAUCUUUUUUUACAUUAAUUGGCCUACAUUUGAGGAUACUUUCAAAAUAUUUAAAAAUAAGUAAUUGUUUCAUUGCUUCAUUGUUCAGUCCAGCUGGAGAUUCUGAUUGAAAGGGGAACUGCAAUGCUAUUUUUAUAUUUUGGGGUUAGAAACGGAUGCACAGCUGAGUGCAUUUCAAUUCAAAAUACAAUAAAUGUAAAAUUUACACUGUAACUUGCAAAACCUUAAAUUUACAUCACAAAAUUCCAGGUCUGUGCAGCCCCAUGUUCUAAGAUUCAGAAUUCAGGCAACAAAGCGUCGGGUGGGGUGACGCGGACCUGUGACAUUGUACACAAACAGGCUUUGUGAAUCCAGCUCUUUCAAGCCAAUAGAAAUAUCGCUGUCGACUUCAAUGUAGUUUUGCCGAGAAAUACUAUUUACUUGUUUGCUCUGUAUGCAGAUGGCUUUGGUAUAUUUCUACAGUGAAACAUCUGCCGCACAACCUGCGUGUAUUCGCUUGUCCAUCACAUUAGUGACUAGUGAGCAGGAAGGGCUGCAUCACGUUGUGAUUCUCGCGAACUCCUGACAACUUAGCGACCAUACAGUUACUUUCACAAAGUUCACGAUUUUGUGCUUAAUUCGAAGUUUUUCUGUACCGUAAUUUCAAAUUUUUCUGUACCGUCAAAGACUUUAUUCUGUGACCGCGAUUUAAUAACCGGUCUGAGAAAUGGGGACUGCAGUUGCCCUUUAAAUCAAUUGACAAGCCACAGUGUACCCUUCAGCAGAGAGUGCCUGGCCUGUGCAGUGUGCCCAGCGCUCGGGCACAUGCUUGCACAGGGGUCCAGGCUCCAGUGUGCUUGCUGGGGUUACAGGGCCAGUGUGAGGGUUCAGCAGAAAACCAGGGACUCAGGUUGUUGCUGAGGGGUACAAAGCUCACAAGAGUGAGGCAGCACGAGGAAAGAGACGUCAAACAAAUUAAGAGGAGUUUGAGAACUUGAUCCGGAUUUCGUCCUGAGAGAGCGAAUUUGCAGCAAUGGCUCAGGCACAGUUGGUCCCUUUCCCCUGUUUUUCCUGUCAGUUCUCCUGUAAAAUUGAAACCAGUGGGGAAAGGGCUGCAUGCUUGCAAUCCUGAUCUGACCCUGGCCGUCCAGCAGGUUCUGAAGGUGUCCUCAAGUCCUCAGCAGGGUCACAUUGAUCUAAUUGAGCCCUAAUUAAACUAUUUCAACCCAAAUACAGUUCAUUGGGUUGCCUACAGAAGACGAAUAAGAACCCAUGCGUAAUGGAAUAUUACAAGGCAUGAAGUAUUAACAAGCCUUUGAGCUCUAUUCCCAUGUUCUCUGUAAGCCUUUGAAGCCAGAAUUAGAAUUGUUCCCUUAUUAAAAAUCCAGCAUAUCUGAGCAGGACAUAAACAAGCUCGUGUGUUUUUCCAGCUCCACAUUUGCCAAUAGAAACUGAUCCGUCUCCUCUGGCCGUAGGGUGUGUGUGAUCACUCUGAUCCCUUUCACAGCGCAGCUAGAGCAGGGAAGAGUGAAGAGCCCAUAGAGAGGAUUAACCACAGUGCUUCUCACUGAAAACAAUGCCAAUUACAAGAACAGAAGAAAGGUCACAAAUGAGAGGAGGCUCAUCUAGCCUGUUGGGUAGCUAGCAGCGAUUGAAGGAUCUUUAAAAUAAGCCAGGAUAUCUGCUUCACGAGCAUGGCAGGGCAACAUGUUCCAGACUCGCACAACUCACACAAAAAGAUAAGUCAGCUGUUAGCGAGUAGCUCUGCUGUCUGAGUACCGAAGUGUUUCCUGUAAGAAGUGAGCAGUGAACCGGUUGCGAGUUGUUUUUGUCAGUAAGAGAGGCUCCUAAAGUGGCUUUUGUAGGAGUAGGUGUCUAAAACUGGCAGUACUAGCUGUGAGAUGUGGUGCUCUAAAAGCACCAGGGUUCUCUGUAUCAGGGCUCAGCCUGCCUCCUGUUGUAACACACCCCUCUGAGUAUCUAAAUGAAGCAUGAGCACAAGCCAGCGAGCUCUUCCCAGAGCCCAGGUGAUCAGGAGCACAAUGUGGAAGAGGCCGUUGAGACUGGCAUUGCUGUGCAGUGACGUGACUGUGCUCCUGUUGUCUGUACGAUGGGCUACUGUCUCGUAACUCUGCUGGGAUUCUGUCAAUCUGAAAUAAAACUCAAAAAGAAAGUUCUGCAGUGUCUAAAACUCAAGUGAUUUGGGUAGAAGUCUGGCAAGUUUCAGGAAAGCUCUAACAAAUGUUUUAUGUUUUUUUCAUGAAGAACAGCUCAAUCGCAGGGAGCUGCUUUCUUUCAAACAGUCAAAACUAGUGGCUUCCCAGUGUUUAGGAUGAACUGUAUCACAGAGCUUCUGCUGCUAGUGUCAUAAACAGCUUGCUGUUUUGUUCUGUCCUCUCUGCCUAACUGCACACCUUUUUAAGUACAGGACUGGGUGUCACCAUAGGAGUGUGUGUGUUGGAGUGUGUGUCACUGCAGCAGUGUGUGUGUGAGAGUGUGUGUUUCAGUGCAUCACUAUGUGCUUGAGACUGUGUGUGUGUCAGUGCAGAACACUGUGUGUUUAAGUGCAGGAGUGUGUGAGUGCGGGACUGUGUGUGUGGGGUAAUGUGUAUCUCUACAGUAACAGUCUGGCAGUGCUGACAGAUGCCAGGUUAUGUAACUAUGUGGCAAGAGAACAACAACAAACAGCAACAACAUAGAACACAGAGUGGUUGCGAAGGGAAUCACAGUCUCAGUCCUCCCCCUGGGUCCUACAGCCUCAAUAAGCUCAGGGAUGGAAAUAAGACCCCUUUUGUGCUCCUGGAACAUUUAGAUCGCCUGUAAAAGAGUCAAAAUUGUACACAGACUGUUCAAAUUAAACAAAAAAAACAAUGUACAUGCUUUUUAUAGUUAGGUCGCAGUUCUGGCAGUGCAGAGUAAGGUCUUGUGGGUUAAACACCAGCACCAGGGCUUGGUAUGUGGGUGUCCCAGUUCGGAUGAGCCCGCAGCCAGUCUGAACUGGGAAGGAAAGGGGAGUCUCUUAUCUCCUGACUGAGCACAGGGCAUGCGGUGCAGUUAUAAACAGCUCUCCAUCUGUCCUGAUUCUCUCAAAUCUCCCUCAUUUCAGAGUCUUUCUAGAUCCAGAUUUAAAGCGCUUCAUCCGCAUUGCCAUGAAAUGAUACAGAUGUGUGCAAAACCGGUGUGCGGAGUAAGAACAUGUGUCCAGCCUUUGUGUGAUAGGCAACCGUCUCAUACUUCUGCUUGUGGGAUUUUGUAAAUCUGGAAUAAGCAUUAAAAACUGUUAAAAGUUCAAGCGAUUUGAGUAAAAGCAUGGAGAGUUAUGGGAAAGUUGUCUCAAAUGGUCUUUAUGAAGAACAGAUCAACCACAGGGAGCUGCGCUCUUCUGAAAAGUCCAUACUAGUGGCUUCCAGGUGCUGUUUAGGAGGCACUGUAUCACAGCAAGGCUCUUGGCUUGCUAGUGGGUUGAGGUACCGCCUCCUCAGUUAGGCCCAACCCUGCAGGAUAGAUGCUCAAAAAGUAGUUGAUCGGUAAGCCCUCUGUCUCACCCACUUACUUCCAGAUGGCCUUUCCUCUUAGCUUCCUGUCUCUCCCCCCCACUCCCCAUCUUCUCUCUCUCUCCUCCCCUCCAAGCAGUUCUUCUCCAUUAAAAACCACCACUUUCACGAAAGUGGCACACAGGCACCUUUUGGGCUGCCUACACAGAGCUGCCCCCGUCUGAGCCGAGCAGAAACAGGGAGCAAAUCGAUGUCUGGAUCGAACUGGGUUUCUUUUGUAUGUUAAUUAGAUAGUACAUUUAAUACUGGCCCUAAAAAAAGAAAACUAGUUUGUGGUAAACCACUAAGGGGAGGAACAGAAGGAAAAACAAACGUGUCCCAAUGUCCAGUAAUUCCAGAAUGCGUUCGUCAGCAUUCCAUUCCCGGGUCAGCUGUGCUGCUACUCCAGCGGGGCAUCUGUCAUGACUGAGGGUCUGUUUCUCCGGGCUGAUGAAAGAGUUGAGCGCAGGCAACACCUUGACUCACUGCCCCUGCGUCAUAGCUGAGAGCAGAGCCUGCAGGAUUAAUCAGCUUGUUACCCGGAAAUGAGAAAUAUUGAGGUGCAUGGUUACUCUAUGUGUCACACUCUGGUAAAUAUAUUCUAAGCCUUGUCCUCACUCUCCUCCUGUCUGGUGUCACUCAUUGGUAAUCCCUUCAGCAGGUUUGAGAACCCAUGGCCUUGCUCGAACAUAUAAAUUGUUUAGUUUAAAUAGCACUAGCUGUCUGACACAUUGAUCCAGACUUGCUGUCUUACAGCUGAACUGCUAGAUUUUACUGAAGCGGGCUGAUUCAAGUGCGUCUUGCUCAGAGGUAUGACAGCCCAGCUGGGGGGUCUGAACACCCUGCCCCUUUGUCCACACUGCCUUCUGAGUCCUGGCCUCUGCUCUGUGCUGUCUGGCUGACUAAACUGUCACCCCCCUCCCUCUGGAGUGGACAGGACAGCUGUGGCGGGACAGCGGAGGCGGGGGCGGGGAGAGGGGAGGGGGUUGGGUGAUGUCAGGAGCUGAGCUGGGCGAAUGACUCAGGCUGCGUAUGUGUCAGACCCUGCCGGGUCAGGGCCGGCUCUACGGCGAUCGGUAACGUGAGACCGUCUGGCGGUGGCCACAUCCCGUCAGCGCUGGAUUAGUGGGCAGUGACUGAGCUUCCCAUCUCACGCUGCCUGGUCAUAUCGGGGUCCCCUCUGACCUUUUACCCUUCCCUACCCCUGCUAAUACCCCCUUUCAUGACUGACAGGGUGACCUGCAUUCUUCCAGAGCUCAGUGUAAAUUCGGUGUAAUUUCAGUGUAAAUCGGCACAGGCCCCAGCAGGUAUGGAAAUACUUAAUAUGAUCUUCCCACUGAUUUUUCUCUCUUCCUCCUUCAAGCACUUACCCGAGAUGAAUUUACAGAACCCGAGAAAAAGAGCAUAACAGAAUCAAAGUCUCAAAAGCGUUCUGCUCCUCAGAGGUCAUCAAUCAAUAUUAUUUCAGUAGUAGCAUUGAAAUACAUACACCCGACCAACUUGGUAAAGUUUCUAAGAGUACAACCGUGAAAUCGGAUGUUUAAAUACUUUGACCAAAAGGCAUACAGUAGAUUUAUAAUAGGCAAAAUUGUGGGAAAAAAAAAGCUGUGAAAUAUUUUGGCAUCAGAAAGAGGAUGGAAAUGUAAUCGAAAGCUUUGAGAGGUGUUUGGAGUGUUCUGGCUGUCCCUGAGCCCUGCUCUGUCAGCUGGAAUGAGCAGAUAUUGUGGCUGUGUGAUAAGUCAGACAUCAGCGUAGUUUAAAAGUCCUCUGAACAGAAGAGAAGGGGGGACCUAAACAGGCCCUUUAAAAAAACAGUCAUUCAAUUUUUUUUCCAUUUAGGGCAAAGGAGGCAUAAUGAAAGACGCCUGGGGGAUUUUAGGGGGAUAAUUGUAAUUUUCCGUUUGUGGUCGGCUUGUCGGAUGGAAUGGAGGGGGGAGACAUUGUUAUUGGGGUGUCGGGGGCUUUGAUUCUCGUCAUUUCCAACAUCGCCCCCUCCUUCCCCUGCCCACUGCCCGGUGCCCACUCUGCCCUGGGUGUCGGGUGUCGGGACACGGAGUGCGCUAGCUGGAUCUGAAGGGUGAGGGCAGAACCUGGAAAUAGCAGCACCUUCCCCUAUAUAAAGCGGGGCUGGGCUGGCGGAGAGGGAGACCGAGACAGAGCAGAUCAGAGGACAGCUGCCACUACAGCUACAGCUACAGCUACAGCGCUACUCACCCAGCAACACAGAAGAAGGGAGCGGUACCAUCGCGAGGAGCCUGACCGACCGCACAUCGAGAGUGUCCUGGAAUCAGAAAGGGCCGACAGACAGACA